Molecule: messenger RNA, 1885 nt
Organism: Alligator sinensis (Chinese alligator)
Lineage: Eukaryota; Metazoa; Chordata; Crocodylia; Alligatoridae
Gene: MSN
Product: moesin
Exons: 13
Coding region: 16-1755 (579 amino acids)
Biological process (GO): regulation of organelle assembly; positive regulation of protein localization to early endosome; regulation of cell shape
Cellular component (GO): adherens junction; filopodium; apical part of cell
Molecular function (GO): cell adhesion molecule binding; actin binding
Source: RefSeq, a predicted model, not a curated record
CGGCCCCGGGGGAGCAUGCGAAUACUAAUCAGUGUGCGAGUUACCACCAUGGAUGCUGAGCUGGAGUUUGCCAUCCAGCCCAACACCACGGGGAAGCAGCUCUUUGAUCAGGUGGUAAAGACAAUUGGACUGAGAGAAGUGUGGUUUUUUGGACUUCAGUACCAGGAUACCAAGGGCUUCUCAACAUGGUUGAAACUCAACAAAAAGGUGACGGCCCAGGACGUUCGCAAGGAAAGCCCAUUGCUCUUCAAGUUCCGUGCCAAGUUCUACCCAGAGGAUGUGGCUGAAGAGCUAAUUCAGGAUAUCACGCAGCGCCUCUUCUUCCUUCAGGUGAAGGAGGGCAUCUUGAAUGAUGAUAUUUACUGCCCUCCAGAGACUGCCGUCCUUCUCGCUUCUUAUGCUGUCCAGUCAAAAUAUGCAGACUUCAACAAGGAAGUGCACAAGACUGGCUAUCUUGCUGGUGAUAAACUCGUUCCACAAAGAGUUUUGGAGCAGCACAAACUCAAUAAGGACCAGUGGGAGGAGAGGAUUCAGGUGUGGCAUGAGGAACAUCGGGGAAUGCUCAGAGAAGAUGCCAUCUUGGAAUACCUGAAAAUUGCACAAGAUCUGGAAAUGUAUGGGGUGAACUACUUCAGUAUUAAGAACAAGAAAGGCUCUGAACUCUGGCUAGGUGUAGAUGCCCUUGGCCUCAACAUAUAUGAGCAGAAUGACAGGCUAACUCCAAAAAUUGGAUUCCCUUGGAGCGAGAUCAGGAAUAUCUCAUUUAAUGACAAGAAGUUUGUCAUCAAGCCCAUUGACAAGAAAGCUCCAGACUUUGUAUUCUAUGCCCCACGACUACGAAUUAACAAGCGAAUCCUGGCGCUGUGCAUGGGGAACCACGAACUCUAUAUGCGCAGGCGUAAGCCAGACACCAUUGAAGUGCAGCAAAUGAAGGCACAGGCUCGGGAAGAAAAACAUCAGAAACAGAUGGAGAGAGCCCUGCUGGAGAAUGAGAAGAAGAAGAGGGAACUGGCAGAGAAGGAGAAAGAGAAGAUUGAACGUGAGAAGGAGGAGCUGAUGGAACGGCUCAGGCAAAUUGAGGAGCAAACGAAGAAGGCUCAGCAAGAACUGGAAGAACAGACCCGCAGAGCAUUGGAGCUGGAUCAAGAAAGGAAACGAGCCCAGGAGGAAGCAGAGAAGCUGGCUAAGGAACGUCGGGAGGCAGAAGAGGCAAAGGAAGCCCUGCUGAAAGCUUCCAAUGACCAGAAGAAAACCCAGGAACAGCUGUCUUCAGAGAUGGCAGAACUUACAUCUAGAAUCAUGCAGCUGGAGGUGGCCAGGCAGAAGAAGGAGAGUGAAGCCUUUGAGUGGCAACAGAAGGCCCAGAUGGUGCAGGAGGACCUAGAAAAGACCAAAGAAGAACUGAAGACGGCCAUGACCACCCCUCAUGUCACUGAACCCAUCCAUGCCGAGAAUGAGAAUGAUGAACAGGAUGAGAAUGCUGCAGAGGCCAGUGCUGAACUGCGGUCAGAUGCUACUAUUAAGGACCGCAGUGAGGAGGACCGCACCACUGAAGCAGAGAAGAAUGAACGAGUCCAGAAACACUUGAAGGCUCUUACCUCAGAGCUGGCAAAUGCCAGGGAUGAAACCAAGAAGACAGCCAAUGACAUGAUCCAUGCUGAGAACAUGAGGCAGGGCCGAGAUAAGUACAAGACCCUCCGCCAGAUUCGACAGGGCAACACCAAGCAGCGCAUUGAUGAGUUUGAGUCCAUGUAAACUCUCCUGCACCUGCCGUCCCCGCACUCCCCAUUUUUUCCCAUCCUCUCCCGUCACUCACGUGUAAUCGUGCUGCGCUGGAACCACUACAGAAGAAUGACCCUGGUCUUAUUUAUCAAGUUUUGUGCAG